AUGGCGGCAAUCUACGCAUCACGGGUGAUGCCGCGCUCGGGGGCGGCCGCCGCGCGAUCGCCGCGCCGUUCGCGACUCUCCCCUGGUCCCCGGCUCAUUGCGAGUCCGCGUCGGCAAAUAUCUUCACGAUCCGGCGGGAGCGAUUCGUCCGGGGGCGUGGGCGAGUCCGCGCGCGACGCGGCGCUCCGCAUGGAGCAGGAGGCGCUCGAUGCGCGCACCGCGAUCCGUCUCGCGUCCCUGCGCGCGCAAAAGGACGAGGAACGCGCCAUUCAACAGCGCGCCGUCGAGCUCCAGAAGGAGAUGGCGAUAAGAGAAGAGGGCCGGCGCAGAGCCGAGGAGACGGGCGGAAGGCGACCGACGCAGAGGAAGGCCGUGCCCAUAUUCAUCGCGGGCGUUCAGUGCACCGCGAUGUCCUUAGCGUCCCUGACGCUGACCAACAGGGCGGCCGCCUUUCUCGUCGACGGGGACGUCCCGGUGGCCAACAGGACGCUCCUCGUCAACCUCAGCGUCGGCGGCGGCGUCGCGGUGACCGCCACGCUGAUCAUAUCCACCCUGAUCCUCUUCACCGUGGCGAUAAAGGAGGGCCUCGGCGUGAUCAACAACACCCCGGUGACGUUCUACAGGUGCGACGGGCAAGGACCCACGUGCUGCAAGAACGGUCCGCACAACCUCGGGUACGCGGCUAAGUUCACGUACCUCGCGAACGGCCGGGGGUUCGAGACGAGGCAGCGGGACUCCAUGCGCAGGCACCUCCUCGUGAGCCGCAAGUGCAGGGAGCUGAAACCGAUCGUGAUCUACCCGAAGGAGGAGGGCUGGAAGCUCUGGUGA
Micromonas commoda is the source of this 828-nucleotide messenger RNA. RefSeq lists its product with no specific name. Lineage: Eukaryota; Viridiplantae; Chlorophyta; Mamiellophyceae; Mamiellales; Mamiellaceae. The coding region runs from base 1 to 828 and encodes 275 amino acids. The record is from RefSeq and is a predicted model, not a curated record. The transcript has a single exon.